CUAGGUGCUUUGAAGACAACGUGGGGCAGCAUGGAGGUGGCCCUGGCUGGCCUCUGUGCCGUCCUGCUCUGCUGCGGGCCCACGCUGGCCUGCUGCCGCAGGGUGACUAUCUUCCCAUCAGUGUUGAAUUUCCAUGAAGGCGGCAUAGCCACCUUCUCCUGCAAUAUCUCCAUGGAGAGUGACUCUGGCUCAGAGUACAGCCUCAACUGGUACAAGGAGACCAACCUCAGCCAAGCCCAAAAAAUAGCUGAGAUCAGCCAAAACAACCCCACGAUGAAGACGGAGAAAUACCGGCUCACCAAUCACACUCCUGUCUUCACGAUCGAGAUCCUGAACCUCCACCAGAAUGACUCGGGCUCCUACUACUGUGGACUGAUCACCCUCUUUGAACCCAAUAAAGUGAUGGAGAGCAAACGGUCCGAGCUGAUGGUCACAGCAGCCCCUGAGAUGAAUCCAACUGAGGAGCCAGAGAUAGAGGAAGGCAACCUCUCAGACCACAUCAAGGCCAUGCUCCUGGGGAUCCUGCUGCUGGCCGGGGUAGUUCUGCUGCUGAUCUUUGGCUACCUCACCAUCACGUACAGGAGAGGAGAUGUGCAGAAACCACCAAGUGAAAACAUGCCAGCGAAGGAAGAGAAGCCCCCUGUGGUGUCGGUAUCCACUGUGGACUAUGGUGUGCUGGAGUUUCAGAGGGAUCAGUGCACACACGUGCUCCCUGAGACCCAGCCUGUUGACCAGACGGAAUAUGCCACCAUCAUUUUCCCAGAGGAGAAACCCGUCACACCGGAGCGGGGGAAGAAAAGCCAGGACAAGAGAACUCGACAGCUGCACUCACAGCCCUGCUGA
Messenger RNA from Myiozetetes cayanensis, 843 nucleotides. RefSeq names its product programmed cell death 1 (gene PDCD1). The coding region runs from base 31 to 843 and encodes 270 amino acids. Gene Ontology annotation, cellular component: external side of plasma membrane; membrane. The record is from RefSeq and is a predicted model, not a curated record. Gene Ontology annotation, biological process: negative regulation of immune response; positive regulation of T cell apoptotic process. Lineage: Eukaryota; Metazoa; Chordata; Aves; Passeriformes; Tyrannidae. The transcript has 5 exons.